Molecule: messenger RNA, 597 nt
Organism: Verticillium nonalfalfae
Lineage: Eukaryota; Fungi; Ascomycota; Sordariomycetes; Glomerellales; Plectosphaerellaceae
Gene: SCD1
Product: Scytalone dehydratase
Exons: 2
Coding region: 1-597 (198 amino acids)
Biological process (GO): melanin metabolic process
Molecular function (GO): scytalone dehydratase activity
Source: RefSeq, a predicted model, not a curated record
AUGGCAGCAGCACCUAACCCCGCCAACAUCACCUUCGAGGACUUCCUCGGCCUCACAACGGCCUGCUUCGAGUGGGCAGACAGCUAUGACUCAAAAGACUGGGACCGCCUGUCCCGGUGCAUCGCCCCAGAGCUCCGCAUCGACUACCGCUCGUUCCUAGACAAGAUCUGGGAGGCCAUGCCCGCUUCCGAGUUUCUCGCCAUGAUCUCGUCCCCGAGCGUCCUCGGCGACCCCCUCCUCAAGACGCAGCAUUUUAUCGGCGGCACCCGCUGGGAGCGCAUCUCGGACACGGAGGUGGUGGGCCACCACCAGCUGCGCGUGCCGCACCAGAAAUACCGCGACGCCAGCAUGUCGGAGGUUCUCGUCAAGGGGCAUGCGCACAGCUAUAACAAACACUGGUAUCGCAAGAUCGACGGCGUGUGGAAGUUUGCCGGCCUGUGCCCCAUUAUCCGUUGGAGCGAGUACGAUUUCGAGAAGGUGUUUGAGAGCGGACGGGAUGAUUUCGGUGCGAGGGAGGAGAUUGCGGGUGCUGAGGCGGACAAAGAGCCAGCCCUGGCUGUUGUGGAGAGGGAAAUGGCUAUUGCGGCGGCCAGUUGA